Amorphotheca resinae ATCC 22711 is the source of this 2291-nucleotide messenger RNA. RefSeq lists its product as hypothetical. The coding region runs from base 58 to 2025 and encodes 655 amino acids. The record is from RefSeq and is a predicted model, not a curated record. The transcript is spliced from 3 exons. NCBI's taxonomy places the organism in Eukaryota, Fungi, Ascomycota, Leotiomycetes, Helotiales, Amorphothecaceae.
CAUAAGCUUAUCUACCAUCAUAUACAUUGGUUGCCAGCACAUUAGUCAACUGAGAAGAUGGAUUCAUCAAUAUCCUACAAUGAUGAUGAGCAAAUUGAGAGUCAUAUAUCCUCGCAACAUCUGGAAAUGGCAUAUCAGGAAACCUUGCGUAACGGCGACCUUAUUAUUAAGGAUGAAGGCGCACGACGGCUGAGAUUGAGAAUCCUACUGCUGGAGAACGAGAAUGACGAUCUUCAUGAGCAACUCGCGCUGGCUGACGACCGAAUUGGUGGGCUAGAGCAAGAAGGCGAGGAGCUACGAGCACAAAUGGAAACAGCACAGGAGGUUACACGGCGACAAGAAUUAGAACUACGGAGUCAGACACGAGAGUUGAACAAUUUGAAGGCUGAGUUGGAAUCAAUGAAUGGCGUUACCAUGGACUCUACCAAGGUGCUGACCGAAAAGCUGGCCCUUGCACGGGAGCUUGCAACUCUAAAACCCGAGCUCGAGCAUCUCCGUUCUCAAGCGGCAUACCAACAGACCGUCUUAUCCGAAAAAUUAGCUUUGCAGCGGCGUGUCAGUACCCUAGAAGUGGAGCUUGAGACAGAAAAAAGAUCCUCGAAACGCGCAGCUGAGAAGAGCAAGAAUAAAGAGAAAGAGCUCGCUCUACAACAGCAAUUAGAGGAUAUACAGAAAGAGCUUGCUCAAGAAAAGCGUGAAAGGGAGAAGGCCAGCAAAGAGGCAGAGAAACAACUUGAGGCAGAGAGACGUGCCCUGAAAUCUGCAAUCGACAGGAGUAAAGAGAAAGAGAAAGAGCUUGAGUUACAAUAUCAGCAUCAGUUGGAACGUCUCCAAGAAGAGCUUACGCAGGAGAAAAAAGAAAGAGAGAAGGCUCGUAAAGAAGCGGAGAAGGAGCUGGCAGCCGAGAGAAGAGCAGCUAAACGAGCUGACGAGAAAAAUAGCAAUAAGACGGAGAGGCAGUUGGAAGAUCUUCAGAAAGAUCUAGACCAAGAGAGACGAGAGAAGGAAGAGGCACGAAAGCAAGCGGAGAAAGAAUUGAGCAAGUUAGAGACUCAAAAGACUUUGCUCGAAAGCAAACUGGAACAAAUGCGAACAAAGUUGCGUGCCACCAAGGAGCAACUUAACGAAUGCCAGACAGAGCUGGGCCAGGUUCGGGCAUCCAUGGCAAAGGGGUCGUCUGCAUCAUCGAGAGCUGAUAUCCCAGCUAAGAAUGCACGAAAGAGAACUGGCGUGGAUAUGAAUACCGAUAUCACCAUUGGAACCCCAGACGGAGCAGUAGCAGGCCGGGGGAAGAGGCCAGCAGUCAAAAGGGGUAGAAUUGAUCAAACAGUGGUCGGGGAGAAAUCGAUGUUUUCUAUUACGCCGUAUCUCAACCGUACAGUUAAUAUGGCCCCAGAAUCUCCGGUCCAGGAUGAUGACGAAAGUGCUGCCGAAGACGAAGAUGGAGCUUCCGGCCGGGCAGCUGGGGAUGUUCAUCAACUGAAGGAGACUUCUAUUGGCCGUAGACUGGAUGAUAAAUCAUCUACAGCUCUGGUCAAGUCUAAGCCGCAAAGUAAGACUGCCGAGAAAAGGUUGCCCGCCAAGAAGGUACUCUCAGAAACAGAUGCUGGCACCAGUAACAAAAAGCUUGGUCCGAAAUCGCGGAAAACUAGCACAUUGGAGAAAGUGAGCGAGGAAGGGGAGAAUGAUGAGAAUGAGGAGCCAGAUUCUGCUCCCACGGUCAUCGGAAUAGACGCAGAAAAGGGCAUUCCCAAGGUCUCAAAAGUGCAGAUGAAGAAUGUCGAAGAGACUGAACCGAAAAAGAAGAAACGCAAAUUACUCGGUGGUGGAAAGACACUUUUUGAUGAAGAAGACGGUGAAGCGACCAAACGACCUGCAAAGGUUACUCUUGGUCCGCCUAGGCUGUUAGGCAAAGGGGGGCUUGCUGGACCUAAAGGGGGCCUUGGUGGUACUGGCAGUGGCUUUGGUGCCUUUUCACCGUUGAAGAAGGAUCGAAGGGGUGCAGGGGCAAGCUUCUUGGCCUGAUCUCUCAGACGAUACUUGAUACUUAAUAAAUGUGUACGUUGUAGAUAUUGUGUUGGGGUAAGGGAAAGUCUUUUGGCGUCGGGUAUAGGUGCGGCUGCAUAGGUGGUUGGGUGCUGGGUGCGAUGACAAUCUGUAGUAUCUCGGAAUUGCAUUACGGAUGAUUUUAUCUUCUUGGCUGCUUCUUGUACACAUUUAGUUGUGAUGUAGAGUUGUUUCUACUACUGUUACUCUCCAAGCGGCUGACAGUAAUGAAGAGACCCCUUGAC